CGACUUCUGUUAGAGGCUUGUAGAGUUUUACAAAGUGUUAAACGCAUGAAAGUAAAAUAGUGGAUAACUAGACAAAUAUAUAGAGGGUACCACAAUGGCAAAUUUAUUUCGAAUGAUUAAUUUUGUUGUAUUUAUUACAUCGCUUGUUCUGAUGAAAGAAAAGUCGACAGCGGAAAUUUUACACGAUUUUGCUGUUAAAGUAACGUCGUUGAACUAUUAUAGGAGUACUUCCGGUGCGAUUAGUGAGUUGUACGCACGUGGUGUUACCGAGUGUACCAGUAUAUGCAACAAGACACAAGGAUGUUUGUCGUUCUUUUACAACAAAAAUGAUAAAAUAUGUCAACUUCACGACAUUGUGUAUGAGAACUACGAACCGUCAUUGAUCUAUGUCUACAAAACUUAUUAUUACAAGAUGUACAUAGAUCCGUCAAAUUUCACGUGUACAUUAGCACCCCCUGGUGCAGAAUACCACACAGUGAUGCUGUCAGAUGAAACGAUAUUUACAUACAGGAUAGUAUGGCAACUUGCUGAUAAGCCCACUGCUGCUGCGGCAUGUGCUGCCGAGAAUGCCGUGCUGGUUCGGGUCCUGACGUCAACAAAAAUGAAAUUAUUGAUCCAUAUAUUCACCUCAUGUGUUGGUUUUGUCUAUAGUGGCGAUUACUGGAUAGACGGGAGCAAUGCUAACGCUACUAACUUCAACAACACCGAAGAGUGGGUGACAUCUACUGGCGUGCCCCUUUCAUCAGCUGGGCAAUAUUGGUCACCGGGGUCACUAUUAAAUCCAGAAACAAACCAUUGCGUCGCCCUUUGGGCAGCAGAUGAUUAUCUCUGGUCAAAGCUGCCGUGUUCAUACACAUAUUACUAUAUUUGUGAGAAAAUUUGAGUAAUGUUAUUGUUGAAUCUGAAUCUAUUAAUGAAAAACUAUUAAUCCUGGACCAUGAAUGACUUUAAACACUAAUAUUAUUAAAGGAUAAUUUACUUGAAAUAACGGAGAAAGAAUGUGAACAACGUCCAAAAUAGUUUCAUUAACAUUUCAUCUUUAUUUCUUGGAAAGUAUGCCUACUUAUUGAUAAGGCCACUGCUGUGUAAAUAAGUUUAAGUAAUAAAAUAUUUCUUUUUUUAGAUGUAAAACACUUUCAAAUCUUUGUAAAUUAUAAUUUAUAGCUCGACUUUUUCGAAGUAUUGCAAAUGUUAGGAUGUCGUUCCCAUUGACGUUAUUUGUGCACAAAAAUCAUU
This is a messenger RNA of Ruditapes philippinarum (Manila clam), 1236 nucleotides long. RefSeq lists its product as uncharacterized. Bases 95 to 883 code for a protein of 262 amino acids. The record is from RefSeq and is a predicted model, not a curated record. The transcript has 5 exons. NCBI's taxonomy places the organism in Eukaryota, Metazoa, Mollusca, Bivalvia, Venerida, Veneridae.